CUGUAACCGGUUUGCUUAAUGUGCAUAACAGAGCCUUGCCCUUUUAUUACCAGGUAUCUACUCAUUUAUUUGCUCCCAGGGCACCCAAAUUUCGUUCAGUCCCCCAGAGACCUGAACACUCCUCAGACACGCCAGUACGAUGAGUGGCCACACAUCCCCCAGAUCGCCCACGAGCCUUGGACGAACAGAUUCGAGGAGCUCCAUAGAGAACCGAAUAUCAACAUCCCCUUCAUCCACCGAUAUACCUACCCUAGGCCAAACGACUCUCAGAGACCCCGACAGUGGCUCACCACCGCCUCUCAAUGCAGAGAAUGACAACCAAGGGGCGGACCCGAGGGUUGAAGCUCCACGAAUAUUGGCACGGCGAGAUGUAGCAGCCUUAAUCAUCAACAAGAUGAUUGGGACGGGCAUUUUUACAGGCCCUUAUACGGUUCUUGUAAACACUCGGAGUAAGAGAGUGGCCAUGGCGCUAUGGGUUCUCGGGCUUGCGUACACCAUCUUGAGUAUGAUAAUGUAUCUGGAAUAUGCCAGAAAACUUCCCUUCACAGGCGGCGAGCUAGUCUAUCUGGAUGAUGUAUUUUCAGGGCAACGGCUCUGGGCGUACACCUUGUAUGCCUUCUACUUUGUGUUUGUUUACACGACCUGUACGAACGCAAUGCAGUUUGCAAACCAGACUAUGCUGGCUUCAAAUGGCAAAGGCACCGUUGGCAAAGACGACAACAUGGAUAUGCGCCUUGUUCGCUUCCUUGCUAUUACCGCCACCACUGCUAUCUGCCUUCUGCUGUACCUCUCCGAGUCUAAAAGCCGCUGGCUCAACCGAGCCACUGCUGCCGCAAAACUCCUCUUGCUCGUGGUUAUUGUGGGCUUUGGUGGAGCCUAUAUUAAUAAACAUGGCGCGCAUACGAAUGAUUGGGGGUACAGUCCGGUCGAUGGUUCUCCUCCCACUUACCAUGCAGACUGGGUUGUUGCAUUUAUCACAGUGUUGUUUAGUUUCCAUGGCUGGGAAAAUGCCACUCUUGUUACUGGAGAAAUUCCGUCUUUUUCCGUUCUCAGAUCAGGUUUCAUCCUAGGUGUAUCCUCGGUCGGAAUAUUAUACUUAGUUGUGGCCUGUCUGUUUUGUGUCGCAUUCCCGGAACAAAAAACACCCAAAAAUUACGCCGCAGCUUACUUUAGUGUGAGCACCAAAGAUUCCGCUGGUGAAUUUUCAGACACUGCGGGAGUGGCCACGGCUAUCCUUAUAGCUAUUUCAGCCAUCGGCAGUAUGAUCAGUGUUGCUUACACUAGUGUUAGAGUCAAACAGUGCAUUGGCUGGGCAGGUAUAUUGCCAUGGUCUUGGUUCUGGAGGCGAUCCGGCCCUCUAAGACCCAAAUUCAGUUGGCAUGACGUCAACGAAAACGAACAAGCGGUUGAGUAUCUGUUGGAUCAAGAUCCACUCACUAACCGAGGAACCCCAGAAGGUGGCAUUGUGCUGCACUGGAUCGUAACUGUCGUUUAUAUAUGUCUCACCGCUACACAAGACAAACUCCAGGACGCCAUCAACUUCUCAGGAAAUCUUGUGGUCUAUGGGCACUUUUUGAUUGAAGGACUUGUCGCAGUCGGCUUCAUUUGGCUGGACCCUGUCCCUGUGCAUACCCGACUUAUAGGGUAUCCCGCGCGAAAUUGGCUCCCUGCCGAUCAACGCCAUCCGCCGCCGUGGAUGCGACAACUGCGUGAUAGAAACGUCUCGUCAUUCCAGAAGCUCAAGCACGGGAUACUUCAGACAAUCCUAGGUUUAGUGGUUCUCUUGUUCAGUUUCGCCGUCGUCAUAUUUGAUCUUUUCAGACGCCAAGGUCAAAUAGCCUUGGGUGUUACGGGAGGUAUCCUAGUCCUGGCCUCGGUUUAUUGGGCUAUCUUCGUUCAAUCUGAUGCGAUAUAUGAAUUUUUGGGGUUCAAGCUACGUAAGGAUGUUCACGGCGAAGACGAUCACAGCGAUCCCUCAAGGCGCUGUCACUGGUGUUUCGACGGUAGCCGCCAUCGCCAUCCACAUGACAGCUAUGAAUUCUUUAACGAGGUCGAGGUCUGUAGCACAAGUCGUCGGACUCGUUUUCUUCAUCUCAUAUUUGGCAGCGGGUCUCACGAAGAAGCCUUUCGCCGUCACCUUGAUUCUGAGCAACGCCGCAACGGAACUCCCCUUCAGGAAUAAAUCGAUAGGAAAUACAACACUUUAGCUUCGUCAGCG
Molecule: messenger RNA, 2218 nt
Organism: Ilyonectria robusta
Lineage: Eukaryota; Fungi; Ascomycota; Sordariomycetes; Hypocreales; Nectriaceae
Product: amino acid permease-domain-containing protein
Exons: 8
Coding region: 140-2182 (680 amino acids)
Biological process (GO): amino acid transmembrane transport
Cellular component (GO): membrane
Molecular function (GO): L-amino acid transmembrane transporter activity
Source: RefSeq, a predicted model, not a curated record